CUUUCUCUCUGUGCCCAAACAGAGGUGAUUCUUGGAUUCGAUCAUUCAAGAAGGCAUGAACUGUGUAUAUGGUGGUGGGUUCGGCGACUCGGUCGUUCAUCAACGACUAUACGAUGUUGUGAUAAUGUGAUUAGUUCGCAGUCAACAGUGGUGAUGACAGAGCCUUAACCCCCCUCUCUUUUUUUCUCUCUAUCUCUCACACACACACGAAUCGGUGAUCACCCUAGGAUAGUCAGAUCCUCACUGGUUCUGUUGAAUUGGAUUGCAUAACUGGGUGAUUGGUUGGUGAAUUUUUCUCCAAAUGGGUGAAAAAUUGGCCAUAUCUGUUGAGUCAGAGAGAGAAAGAAUAGUCUUUAGUGGUGGUGAGGAUCAGACUUUGGUCAUCAAGGUCACCGCACAACCACCCCCGCUAUCGACAGGGAAGAGAAGAAGAGUACCCACCACCAGCACCACCUACCUUUGGUCCAUCGCAGCCACCUCCACCUCCGUCUCCACAAGUAUUUCAUGGUUGAGGAGAGUCAUGGAUGACGCGACGUCGUUGACGUCUAGGGCAAACAGAGGGCCUCUAUGUUGUGCCAUUGUUCGAUUGGGCAUGAAUCCAAGAGAUUGUUGCCGAAAGUUUGAGAGGAUACAGAAGAAUGAUCAGAUUGUUGUUUUGAAGAAAGGCAAUGAUGAAUCAAGCUAUCAUGAUGAAGAUGAUAGAUUUUAGCUGGAAAUGGAAAGUUCGCGUGACGAUUUGAACAUUGCAAAUGUUCAUUCAGAUUAAGGGGAACAUGGUUAUCUCGUCUCAGUGAUCAGGUGGAUGAAGGAAUGUUUGAUAUUAACAAUGUUGUUGGGAAGUCUUCUUAGAGCACCGUUACUAUUUGCAGUUUAGUGAAAUUUUUUGAUCGAAGUGAAGAAGUGAUAAUUCUAAG
Molecule: messenger RNA, 914 nt
Organism: Ilex paraguariensis (yerba mate)
Lineage: Eukaryota; Viridiplantae; Streptophyta; Magnoliopsida; Aquifoliales; Aquifoliaceae
Source: the annotation of a GenBank genome assembly